This is a messenger RNA of Alosa alosa (allis shad), 3550 nucleotides long. RefSeq names its product ras-associating and dilute domain-containing protein (gene radil2b). Lineage: Eukaryota; Metazoa; Chordata; Actinopteri; Clupeiformes; Clupeidae. Gene Ontology annotation, cellular component: microtubule. The record is from RefSeq and is a predicted model, not a curated record. Gene Ontology annotation, biological process: neural crest cell migration; substrate adhesion-dependent cell spreading; signal transduction. Gene Ontology annotation, molecular function: GTPase binding. The transcript has 15 exons. Bases 73 to 3465 code for a protein of 1130 amino acids.
AUCCGCCAGCACCGGCACCGGCUGUCAGCCGUCUUCAGCCGCAGCGUCUCUACGUUGGGCCGGGGGGAGGGCAUGGCCAGCGGCACCACCGUGACCGGGGAGGAGAACCUGGUGGCCGACGACCCCGCCGAGCUGUCCAAUCACGUGACAGCGCCGGGCAUACUGAAGAUUUUUGGCAAUGAGAUCUGUGAGGGGGCCAACUACAAGAGUGUGCUGGCCACGACCCACUCCAGUGCCAGGGAGCUGGUCAAAGAGGCACUUGAGAGAUACUGUCUGAGCAAAACGGAUGCUGAUUCCUAUGUGCUCUGCGAUGUGAUUGGCUGCAUUGGGGACCAUCAGUGGAGGACAGAGUGCCUCCGUGUCGUAAGUGACAAUGAGAAGCCACUUCUGCUGCAGUCGUUAUGGAAACCCAGAGAAGGCUAUGCACGCCGCUUCGAGAUUCAGAAGCGUGCCAGUGUGGAGGAGAGAACUUCCAAAGAGAAGGACACUGUCACCGCAGGCCUCAAUGCCCAGGCCCGUAAGCUGCAGAAGACCCGCUCGCGGGGGAAGUCCGUCUUCCUGGACAUGAUGCGGCACCGGAGCCAGACUGACAGCGGCCAGGCACUGUGGAGGAGCCGGAGCGAGGCGGACAUCGUGGCCGAGGAACCCGAGAGCCCCGACGGCAGCCCUGACAGCCCCAGCAGCCCCUGCGAGUUCGAGGUGGACCCGGGGGAGAGCAGCCCGUCUGCGUCGCGGGGUGCCGGAGCCGGGGCCGAGGAGGCCUACAAAGCUGCCCACUGUCCCAGUCACGAGCGGGAGGAGACGGAGAGCAGUGACGACAACGGCACACAGUACUUCAUUCACCCACCCUUCGACUUCCCCUACUUCCUGCUUCUGCAGGGCUACAGCGCCAGACAGGACUUCAUUAUUUAUCCAAUUAACGGGGAAAGCACUGUGUUUGGCCACAGUGCCAAUGCAGCUGUUGGUGAGAAAGAGUCAACGGCAGCGGACUUUUCACUCUGGGCCCCAGACAUUGCGCCUCAGCACUGUGGCAUCCAUCGUCUGCAGCCCGAUUCUUCACCCCCAGGAAAGGAGAAUGGUAAAGGGCCUUGCACUACCUCCGUGAAGCCCUUCCAGGGAGCUGUGGUCAAGAGGAACGGCGUCAGUGUUACUCAGGAAGCCUCGCUGCGCAACGGUGACCUCCUGGGCCUGGGCGAGUACUACCUUUUCAUGUUCAAAGAUCCCACCACUGCCGAAGGCCUGCUACCUUACUCCGAACUGAUCUCAGCGCAGAUGCCCGAGUCGCCGCUCGCGGAGCCGCUGUGCACCACCUGCGUCUCGUCCAGGACGAUCCCCUCCAGGAGACCGAGGGAGAAGGCUGAUGAUCUCUUGCCCUGUCUGAAGGGUUUUGAAGGCCAGGAGCUCUCCUUAGUCUACGACUCGGAGCACGAGGAGAGCGUUCUGAGGGAAGUUUUUUCGGUGGUGCCUGGACGUGAUGGAGAGCCCAAACUGACGCCGGCUCUCCUGCUGUGCCUCUGUCUCCAGCGGUCGGCCACACACUUCAGCACAGCCAGCCUCCGGAAACUUCUUUUGCGCAUCGCCAGUGAGGUCCAGACGACAGUAUGGCAAUGUGCAAAGGAGCUUGCUGCUGUCCAGCCAGAAAUGGCCAGUGCUAGUAGUCAAGACCCAGAAGAACUGCAGCCGCUGACUAUUGAUAAACUGGUCCCAGGCCUGCAGCCAUUGGUCCUGUGGAUGGCAAACUCCAUCGAGCUGCUGCAUUUCAUCCAGCAGGAAGUGCCUCUGCUCCUGCAUGGCCUGAUAUCUGAUGAGGAGGAGGAUUACAGGGAGGAAGAUGAGGAGGAGGAGCAUAUUGCACUGCUGGAGAUGCGUUUGUCUGCCGUGCGUCCAGCCAGCGAGGAGGCCAUGACGGUCCUGGAGGAGGUCAUUAUGUUUACGUUUCAGCAGUGUGUCUAUUACCUCACCAAGGUUCUUUACCCUUUGCUAUCGAGCGUGUUGGACAGCCACCCUUUCUCCGAGAGUGGACAGCUUCUUGUGCCUGAAGACCUCAGCAGUCUCCUGACCAUCCUCCAGAGGGCGCUACAGCUGGUGAAGGACUUCCAGGUGCACUGGGAGAUUGGCUCUCAGCUGCUUGCCUACCUCUUCUUUUUCAUCAACGCCUUCCUGUUCAACCUCCUCAUGGAGAGAGGUUCUGGAGGGACGUUUUACCAGUGGUCCCGCGGUGUCCAGAUCCGAGCCAACCUAGACUUGGUCAUGGACUGGGCCCAUGGUGUGGAGCUGGGAGAACUAGCUCUUGGCUGCCUUAGCAAGCUCUCCACAGCGGUCAACCUCCUGGCAACGCCAAAGGAACAUCUUCUCCAGGACACCUGGAGCUCCCUGCGGAAUGAGUUUGCCCAGCUGAACCCAGCACAGCUGCACCACCUGCUGCGGGAGUACAGUCCUGGUCGGGCCGGCCCAAUCGCUUGGACCCCCUGCACUGCAGAGGCCCAGGCCGCCUUCAGAACCGUGGACAUCCUGGAGAGUCUGGACAACCAUCCGCCCCUGGUUCUGCCCUGCAGCGGGUUCGUGCUGGAGCUCAGAAGUCCCGUCAGAGACGCUGAGCUGACGGAACAGGCCAAAAGGCUACAGGAGGUCAUCAACCGCCUUCCACCCGGUGGUGUGGAAAUGAACCCAGGUACCACACAGGACUCUGUAGUUCCCAUGGAGGCCAAAGUCACCAAGAUGGAGUCUCUUCCCAUGGCCCAGCUGGAGGUUGGGCAGGUGGAGCGGGUGGCGCCCCAUCACGACGGUGGCGACUUGUCUCCGGGCCCGGUGCGCUCCACUGAGCCUGGCUCAUGCAAAGCCCCUCUGAACCAGAAGUUGAUGAGCCCGGAGGUCCAGAACGCAGAGCCUCAGAACCUCAGCCGCCGCCACCGCAGCAGUAGAGGUCUGGCGCUGGACCCUGGACCCUGCUCACUCACCCCACCCACCACGCCACAGAGCCUCCGGCUGUCGGAGACAGAGGCGAAGGCCGAUCACCACGAGGAGAAUGAUCUACAGCACCGAAACGCCAGCCACAACCACAGCAGCGCGGGAACACACUUGAAAGACACUGUCUUUCCGUCUGCAGAGACAGUAAAGAUGGUGGCGGCGGAGGAGGAGGAGGAGGAGGAUGAAGAUGAAGACGAGGAUGAGGUGUUUGCUGUGGAGCUGCGGAGGGGAGUGUGUGGACUGGGCCUUGCCCUGGAAACUCCACUGGAAGUGGAUGGGAUUUACAUAAGGUCUAUCCUCCCAGGCUCCCCUGCGGCCCAGAGCCAGAGCCUGUGUCCAGGGGACCGCAUACUGGCCGUGAACGGAGUCAAUCUAGUGGGGAUGGACUACCACGGUGGGAGGGAUCUCAUUCGGCAGUCCGGCGAAAAAGCACGGCUGCUAGUGGCCAGGUCCACAUGGAGCGGCAGGAGCAGGGGGCCAAACCACUGCAUAAGCUGACAGUGACCACGGCUGCUGGACACAGAAUGACACACACACAUAUAUAUAUAUAUAUAUAUAUAUAUAUCCAUAAAACAAUUGUACA